CCCACAAAACCUUGACAUCGAUAAAGUGAAGGAGGAGAACUUUCCGAGAAAUCAAAACUAGAAUCGAGCUGCGAAAAUGGAGAAGAAGAAGAGUGAUGAUGUCAACUCUAAAUGGGACGCGUGUCUCGAUCUCACCGCUCGUCGCGUAGUCUACUCCUCCCUCGGCGGCGCGUUCGCCGGUCUUCUCUUCUUCAGGAGUCCCGUGACAAGAUGGGCGUCGAUUGCGUUUGGUGCUGGACUCGGUAUUGGAUCUGCGUACACUGAUUGUUCUCGUGUCUUCGAUGCAUCAUCGUCGUCUUCAGCUUCCGCCGCUUUGGUAGCUCCCAUCAGUACAGAGACUUCUUCUUCGUCUUCUUAUGUAUCUCAGGCAGAGGAAGAGUAAGAGAACGAGGAGUCUUGAGGAUGAACCCAAACAUUGAUGAUGGGUAUUUACUACAAGAGUUGUUGUUAUAUACUGGUUUUUGAGAUAAUAUGCAAUUGUUAACCCUUUGCUUUUCAGUGGUUUUGUACACAUUGGCUGAUGCCAAAACAUGUUUUACGACCAACUCAUUCCGACUUAUUUUUGGGAAGAAAAAAAAAAUCAUACGUUUUUUUAGAAAUUCAAAUCAAUAAUACUUCCGGAUUGGUUUGCUCGA
Molecule: messenger RNA, 635 nt
Organism: Brassica napus (rape)
Lineage: Eukaryota; Viridiplantae; Streptophyta; Magnoliopsida; Brassicales; Brassicaceae
Exons: 3
Coding region: 77-382 (101 amino acids)
Cellular component (GO): mitochondrial inner membrane; MICOS complex; mitochondrion
Source: RefSeq, a predicted model, not a curated record